AUGGUUGGAGCAACCCAUAUUCGAAUCAACAACCUCUUGGUUGUUGUAUUUCUGUUGUAUGUUGGUCAAGGGGAAGGUUAUGAGGGGAACCGGACACGGGUCGUGGUGCCAUGGGUUAAGCGGGUUAGGAGCCAAGUGUCAGGGUGCAGGGGCCGCCGUUGGGUUUGUGAGGAAGGUGGGUACUCGUACCCAUCUCGGGUUAGAAGAAGGUGUUGUGAUAACCGUUGUGUUGAGGUGACCUCGGAUGUGAACAACUGUGGAUUAUGCGGGAUUCGAUGCCCGUUUAAUUGGCAAUGUUGCAGAGGUGUUUGUGUUGAUACCAAUAUCAACCCGUUUAAUUGUGGCCAGUGUUUCAAUCGCUGCCCGUUUUUUGUUUUUUGUACUUACGGACUGUGUGGCUACGCGGGGUCCACACCUUUAAAGCCUCCAAUUCUGUUUCCGCCUAAUCCCCCGAAGCCUCCUAGAGGACGAGAACAACCCGAACCACCUGUUAUUGUUGAGCCUCCAGAAUUCCUGAUGCCGCCUCUAUAUGAUGCUCAACCACCACAACAUGAUCAACCCGUUUAG
This is a messenger RNA of Lactuca sativa (garden lettuce), 567 nucleotides long. The record is from RefSeq and is a predicted model, not a curated record. Lineage: Eukaryota; Viridiplantae; Streptophyta; Magnoliopsida; Asterales; Asteraceae.